CGCACAUCAUCGAAAUGCCUCAGCCUGGCCUUCCGAGAAUCAAUAUCAUCAAAUGGCGGCGGCUCCUGGGCGAGCAUAUGAACCCAGAGCGCAUCAUCGAUGUUCUUUCCUUUGGACCAGUGCUGCGUUCUCCGAAUCGAUGGGGAGACACAGUAGAUGACCUUCCAGGGCUUAUCAAUGCGUUGAAAGAGCUAGCGGACGCUGGUGGGUCCUCAUGGGACAAACUGGUCUUUGCAGGUAUGGUGGGACAUCUCUGUAAAGCGAUCUUGUGGCUACAUCGAGAUGAGUUCCGAUACGGUGAACAUACUUCCGGACAACAACAGCAACACCGACAUAUGGCUCUGUGCGAUUUCACUCCCGCGUUGGGAAUUCUGGUGGCCGGUGCAUUUCGACUGCGACCGCCCCUUUCACUUAGCCAGCAAAGAUUCGUCCAGGAAAUCAAAGAACACUGGUCUUGGAUCACGAGGCGUCUAUGGACAGAUCCUCAGAACUCACUUCGACCGGAACAACCCCAUAUCGGCGAAAGAGCGGAUUUCGCGCGUAUGUUGCUAGCGAUCGUUCUGGUUGACCCUACUCUACUGAGCAUUAUCGAUAAUCCUGGGGACCUCACCGUUCCCAUACUGUCUCGUAUGCUGGUCUACACCUCGGGUCUCUCCGAUUUUCUUUCUCUUUCGGUGGCAUUGGCUACGGUAUUUUAUCCCCUCUCCGUCGCGCAGGAGGAUUCUGCCAUCUAUGAGUAUCGACAGGCUCACCCUGCUGCCUUGAACAUGUUCGACUCCUUCUUACUUGGACUUCCCAACCGAUCUUUCUCUGCUUUUUUUGAUUUCAUCCUGGAUCGACUUCCUCAUCUCCCGACUUACGAGCUAUCCGAGCUUUGUGGGAUGCUGGAUAGUCUAUGCCAUAAGGCACAAUGGGGCUCGGAAGCUGAUACCAUCUUUAUCAGGUAUAUGUGUGGCCGAUCUUCCUCUAUUUUUUCGUACCUUUUUGCUAUUUUUCGUGACCCUGCGAUGGUGAAGCCGACUGAAGGCCAUUCACCGAAUGCGUUCAUGCCGUCUAUUAUGCGCCUUGUUGCCUACUUGACCAACCAGGUCACAAGUGAGUGGACGGAGCAGAGCCAGCCGUUCAUCCGGAUUUGCAGGCAAGCACGAUUGUUCGACGCUCUAGAGGGACUUCUCGUCCAUGGUCGACAUUGGCAACAGUCUCUUGAACCGUUUGGGACAAUCAUCUCGUCUAUAUGCGGGAUGGUUCUCAGCAGACCAUUCAUGAUCCCUCUCCUCCGCGUAGAUCUACCGCGUCCGCAACUCAUGCGACAUAUUCUCGACAUCCUCUACGACCGUACACACGAAAAUCAUAGGUGGCUGCAACAGCAGCGUAACAUAGGCUCAUUCAGGGCGGUGAUGUUUUCCUUAACAUCAUUGCGCCUCUUGGAGAUUGCGUGCCGAAUUUAUGGGCAUUGCAUGAGGAGAGGGUGCACGAAGAAGAGGCGGGCACGUUGUAAGGAUUGCCACCUUGUGGAAUAUUGUGGCCCGGUGUGCCAACGCUUGGAUUGGAAAGAGCAUAGGCUUAUCUGCGGAUUGGUGAUAAACGUAGAGGGCUCAACCGUUACCGAUCCGCAAAGGUUUCCUUUCAGGUUCAUCCAAGAGCCUUCAAACGCCAUAUAGACGCGCGACUGAUGAUAUUUCCUUGACCACGGUUUCCCCGCGAAUGUUUUACUCGCCGUUUCCCCCUCUGUUCAAAGAGAAUUAAGUUCUUUUGAAGCGG
Messenger RNA from Stereum hirsutum FP-91666 SS1, 1761 nucleotides. RefSeq lists its product as uncharacterized. The transcript has 7 exons. Lineage: Eukaryota; Fungi; Basidiomycota; Agaricomycetes; Russulales; Stereaceae. The record is from RefSeq and is a predicted model, not a curated record. Bases 15 to 1661 code for a protein of 548 amino acids.